Messenger RNA from Cryptotermes secundus, 1416 nucleotides. It is a transcript of the gene Tsp97E, whose product is annotated as tetraspanin-13. The record is from RefSeq and is a predicted model, not a curated record. NCBI's taxonomy places the organism in Eukaryota, Metazoa, Arthropoda, Insecta, Blattodea, Kalotermitidae. Bases 121 to 807 code for a protein of 228 amino acids. Gene Ontology annotation, cellular component: membrane. The transcript is spliced from 6 exons.
UGUGUUCCUUUCGGUUCCUUUGCUGUCUAUGCUGGUAGUUCGCUGGAUCUUUGCGUGCUGUCAUUGAUCGGCUGUUUAAAGUGACGGUUGUAUAUCGUGUAUUAUUUUUAUGUGUGCACCAUGUGCGGAGGAUUUACGUGUUCCAAGAAUGCCCUUACGGCGUUGAACAUUCUGUAUAUUCUGGUGGCAUUCAUCCUCAUUGGAGUUGCAGUGUAUGGAAGAGCUUCAGCUCUUGUGACAAAUCUUCCUAUUAUUGGUGGGAUCCUUGCAUGUGGCGUGUUUUUGAUCCUUAUCUCCAUUUUGGGUCUGAUUGGAGCUAUCAAACAUCACCAAGUUCUGCUCUUUUUUUACAUGCUGAUUUUGUUUCUGCUGUUCCUAGUGCAGUUCAGUGUCGCGUGUGCAUGUCUGGCAUUCAAUGCUGAGCAGCAGCAUCAGCUCGCUGAACAGGGUUGGAACAAUGUAGCAUCAGACACCAGGCAGAAGGUGCAGAAAACAUUUGACUGCUGUGGAUUUGGUGAGGAACACAGAAAUGAGAGCAUUCUGACAUCCACAUCAAUACCACAAGAUAAAUGUGAGGCUGCUUGUUGUAGUGAUGGAAAAGGAGGGUGUCUGUGUUCAACUUGCAUGGGCAAGCUGCAGAGCACAAUCAACUAUGCCUUCAAGUUGUGUGGUGGCAUUGGUCUCUUCUUCAGUUUCACUGAGGUGGUGGCCGCUGCAAUCGCAUAUCGGUAUCGCAACCAGUUUGACCCUAAUGACAAAGCUGCAAGUGCCAUUAAUAAUAGAUUUCAUAGUAUCCGUGUUUACUGAAACAGUAAUAAUGCAUGUUCCAAAUUGAUGUAAAGUCUCAAACAGAACAUACACAUGCAAAGUCAUUGUACUCACAGUUACCACAGCUUCUGUAAAGCUGCUAGUUGCUGGUGCACAGUUGACAUGUGUUUGUACUGAAAAGAGUGAUGCAUAUUGUGUGGUCACUGUCCCAGGACUACAACAGUCCAUCAAUUUGCAGCAUCAAAAAAUCAUGAUAACAUCUGAUUCAUAUUGUUUUAAGUUCUAACUUUAGUAUCAAAAGGCCGAGGUGUAUGUAUAUUCCUGGUCUUGAAUUUCAAAUGUGUGUACUGCAAGGAAAACAUAAUUUGAUUUCUGUGACUUCUGGUAUCAGAUAUUGUGUGCUGGAGUAAUGCUUUGAGAAAGACAGUUGCUUGUAUGAUUACAUGUGUAAGCAGUUUUGCAGGUGUUAUUGUUAAAGUUAGACCGAACCAUUCUUUUGAGAAUUUCAGAGUUUUCAGCACUUUUGAGUUAGUACAUGUGGUUGAUAUAAUUUGCUUGUUAUUUGGUAAGAAUCCCACAAAAUCUGUGUUUUAAGACUUUCUCAGUAUGGCUGUGUUGUAAAGUAGUUGAGAAGGAGUAUAUUAAGUC